AUGCUUGACACCAACGCUUUAAUUUUGUUAGGUGGAUUGGUGAUAUGCCUCUUAUUAUCCCAUAAACAGAUAACUGCUUUAUAUAAGAAGAUCGAUACUGGUUAUCUUAAGAAAUAUUUAAGUUUUUCACCAUCGAGUUCUCCUGCUGGAUCCAGAAAAAACUCAUCGUAUGGUGCUAAACUUGAACCAUUGCCAAAACCAACCCCAUUGAUGAUUACUCCAGAACAAGUUAAGAAUUAUGAUGACAGACCAUGGAGACCAUUCAGAUGGCCAUAUCAUCAAACUAUGUCUAUAUUCAAACUUGAUAUCAAUCAUUGGUUAGAUAUGGAUAAGUAUUACUGGCACUAUAUACAAGAAAAGGAAAGAAUCUGGUUAAAAUAUGGGAAGGAGAAUAUUGAUUGGCUUCCAGGUAGUGAAGACGCCUGUUUUGAAUUGAUGGAAACUGUCGUUGAGCAUAUGACCGCAAGAUAUCCAUUAUUAUUUACUGUUUUAGAAGAUAAAGGUUCGGAUGGUAAAAUCAUUAAAAAUGAAUUAACCAAAGAAGUAUUAGAUAUGACUCUACCAUUGAAAGAAAACCCUUUGAUUUAUGUUAGUAAAUUAGCAAAAGAAGAUUUUUACAUUGUUAAGAAGAAUCCAGAAGAUGGGAAACAUUAUUUGGUUGCAGCUGCUGUUCCUUUCCCCGGUGGUUCCUUUGGUAUUGAUCAUAAGAUUGGUAAACAUUUAGAUGUUAUUCAUGACGACGUUCCUUACUAUCAUGAAAAAUUGAAAAAAUCAAUGGAAAGAUGGUUUGAAAGAUUAGCUCCAGAAAACCCUGUUGAAAGAGCGUCAUGGUAUAUUUCGUGGGAUCAUAAGUUGAAAGUGAGUAAUGUUUACAGAAUCCCUAAAUUUGAAGCCGAUACCGUUGCUGAUAUUAAUUCAACUGAUCCCAAAGAAUUUAAUGUUCGUGUUGAAAGACAAACUUUAAGAAGAUUACCAAAAUCUCAAGCCAUUAUUUUCACUAACCAUCCAGUUUUCUAUUCUAUUGAAGAAAUGAAAAAUGAACCUUUGGUUCCUUCUUUGAUCAAAAAAAUUAUUUACGAAGGUCCUAAAGAUAUUAUCAAAUACAAGAAUUUUGAAGUCCUUCGAGACCACAUUUCAACUUACUUGGAUUCGUUAAUUAAAAGACAAAUUGAUAAAGGUAUCAUUAAAGAAGAUACUCCUUUGAAGACCUUGCCUACGUACCCAUUUGCCUAUUGGGCUAAAACCGAUUUUGACUUUGUCAACGGAUGGCUGAAUCCAACCGUAGACAAAAAGAAAUUUGAUUAUUCGGCAACUGCAAAAGAUGAAUUGGUCUAUGAAGACGAUUGA
Molecule: messenger RNA, 1347 nt
Organism: Hyphopichia burtonii NRRL Y-1933
Lineage: Eukaryota; Fungi; Ascomycota; Pichiomycetes; Serinales; Debaryomycetaceae
Exons: 1
Coding region: 1-1347 (448 amino acids)
Source: RefSeq, a predicted model, not a curated record